AUGUCGGGCGUGAACAAUGCGACUGAACAAACUAGUACGAGCUCAGCCACAACGACGUUCGAAUCUGCUGUAAUUUUUAACAUAGCAGUUACCGCAGCAACGUUCAUCUCUUUUGAUUUAAUAAGGAAAAGGGUUGCAAAAGUUUUUGAGCCGAGAACUUAUAUAGUUCCCGAAAACAAACGUUCUCCUCCGGUUCCUAGUGGGUUCUUAAAAUGGUUGAGGCCGACUUUAAAGACUUCUGACGAAGAGAUUGUAUUAAAGGCUGGAUUGGAUGGAUAUAUGUUUCUUCGUGUAAUUCGGACAUUUAUGAUACUAUUUACUGCAUUCACAGCAUUGGGUAUUGGUUUGAUUUUACCUGUGAAUCGUAUCGGUCAAUAUGAUAAACCCGGACUGGAAAGCUUUACCAUUGGUAAUGUUAAAGACAAAGAGAGAUUAUAUGCUCACGUGAUAGUAUGUUAUCUUUUCACCGCUGCUAUUCUUUAUAUGAUGUAUAAUGAAUAUUAUACGUAUAUAAGGUUACGUAACGAAUAUCUCACAACACCCGAGCAUCGUGUAUCUGCACGUGCGACCACCAUUUUGGUCCUUGGUAUUCCUCCCGAACUUAAUAACCCCGAAGAUCUAAAAAGUCUAUUUGGCGUGUUUCCUGGUGGUGUGAAGCGAAUCUGGAUUAACAGAGAUCCAGCUAAUCUGGUAAAUCUUACGACCAAAAGAUUGAAAACAAUUAAUAAACUUGAACAGGCUGAAACCAUAUUUCUUGAAAAGUCUUUAAAGUAUGUUGUAAAGGAUAGCGGAUCAGAACAGGACGUUGAAGAUGGAAACAAAAUUCCUGCGUCUCUGCGUCCAACUCACAAAACGAUUCCCUUGAUUGGUAAAAAGGUGGAUUCUAUUGAGACAUAUCGCGAUGAGAUUAAACAUCUUAAUGAGGAAAUUGGAAAACAACGGGAUAAGGAAGAUAGUUUAAAGCUGUUAAACUCAGCAUUCAUCCAAUUUAAUGAUUACAUGGGCGCUCAAUUAGCCGCAACCUUGACAAUACCACGAUUAACAGAAAUUUCACGAGAAGACGUUAUUUGGGAAAAUCUUAAUUUUUCACGUACAUCAAGGAUAAUUAGAAAAACAAUAAGUUUCUCAGUUACGACCGCUUUAAUAGUUCUUUGCACACUUUCCGAGUUAUCGAAGAUUGUUCCUUUCUUAACUCCACUUGUAAACAAACUUCCCCCAUCAGCAAUUGGGAUCAUUCAACUCAUUAAUGUUUUACUAGUAACUGCUUCCGCAAAUGGAAUAUUUAAUGCAAUUCCAACAAUUAUUCAAGAGCCAACAAGCAUCGUAUCCAGUCUCGCACAAAAUCUGCCAUUAGCAUCAACUUUUUUCCUUACUUAUGUUCUUCUUAGUUUAUCUACUGCUGCAAUGGAAGCUUUACAAAUUGGAAGUUUGGUUAUGUAUUUUAUCACUAAAAUGUUUCUUGCUAAGACUCCUCGUCAAAUUUUUUAUAAUGAAACAACUUUAAUGUAUAAAGAUUGGGGGGUCACUUUCCCUCCACAUAUUUUGAUGGCCUCAAUUGGUCUUGUUUACUCGGUGAUUCAGCCUUUAAUUUUACCAUUUACAGCAUUGCGCUUUGCAUUAUUCUACCUUGCAUAUCGGUACAAUUUUUUAUAUGUCUACGAUCAGAUCUAUGAGACUAAUGGCGAUCUAUUUAUAAAUGCCAUGAAAUCAUUUUUUUGGGGAAUAUUCGUUUUCCAUUUAACUAUGAUCGGUUUAAUGUUUCUUAAUGAAGCAUUCAUUGCUGGCGUACUUUUAGUUGUUUUGUUUGUUAUUACACUUGCUUUAGUCCUUGCUAUGAGACAUCAUUUCAAGCAUAACCCAAAAGCAGAAUUUUUACCCGCGGACUUAUUGGGCGUAAUCGAAAUGAAGACAAAAAAAGUUAUUAUUGACAAAAACUUUACAAAGUCGAUUACAGAAGAUGUCGAAUAUGAUGAAAAAGCUGAUCAAGGAUUCUCAGGAUCUACGAGUCAACAACUUUCAGAAAAACCUUUAGCAGAUAUUGAUGACGAAUACAUUAACCCAAAUGUAGUUCAUAUCAAGCAUGCAAAUGUAGAUAAGGAAGGUGAUGCAAAUACAUAUAAACAUCCGGCUCUGAUUAUUAAAAACCCUUUAGUUUGGAUACCACAAGAUAGUACAGAUAUGUAUAAGGAUGAAGUCAAAGGAUGUCGGGAAAGUGGGUUAAAUGCAACGAGUCAAGGUGCUGCAAUAAAUGAAAAUUACAAAGUUGAAGUAGACAUUGACAAAGCGCCUAACAUUAAAGACGAACUUUUUGUGGAAAACGCAGAAAGUUGGGAAGAUAAACAAAAUGUGACUGAUUAA
Dentiscutata erythropus is the source of this 2358-nucleotide messenger RNA. NCBI's taxonomy places the organism in Eukaryota, Fungi, Glomeromycota, Glomeromycetes, Diversisporales, Gigasporaceae. The record is from the annotation of a GenBank genome assembly.